GGCUCCCGCGGCGGCUGCGGCCCGGCUGGGCGCUCGGGAGCUGCGGCGCGGCCAGCGCGCCUGGGCGCUGCGGCGGGGACCGGUCCGCCAUCGGGAGCCCCGGCGCGGAGCCGCUGCGGGCGGCCACCCCGAUCUAGUUCUGCUGUCGGAGUUUACCUGUGAUCAUGGGGAGGAAGCUGGACCUGUCCGGUCUCACGGACGACGAGACGGAGCAUGUCCUCCAGGUGGUCCAGAGAGAUUUCACUCUCCGCAGAAAGGAGGAGGAGCGACUCAGUGAGCUGAAGCAGAGGCUGGCGGAGGAGCACAGUCGGUGCAGCAUCCUCUCGAAGCACCGGAAGUUUGUGGAGCGCUGCUGCAUGCGCUGCUGCUCGCCCUUCACCUUCCUGGUCAACGCCAGGCGCCGCUGCGGGGAGUGCCAGUUCAGCGUCUGCAAGAGCUGCUGCUCCUACCAGAAGCGGGAGAAGCUCUGGCUUUGCUGUGUCUGCCAGCAAGCCAGGCUUCUGAGGACACAGUCCCUGGAAUGGUUCUACAGCAACGUGAAGAGCCGCUUCAAGCGCUUCGGCAGCGCCAAGGUCCUCAAGACGCUCUACAGGAAGCACCGGCUGGAGAGCGGCGCCUGCUUCGACGUCCUAGGCGGGGCACUGUUUGAUCCGAGCCCCGAGAACGACGGGAGCAUGUCGGGGAGCGACUCCACCUUCUACAGGCAGUCGGAAGGACACAGCAUGAUGGACACGCUGGCUGUCGCCCUGCGCGUGGCAGAGGAAGCCAUCGAGGACGCUAUUUGCAAAGCAGAGUGCCACGGGGACAGCCUGGACAAGCAGAACGAGGCCAGCUACUUGCGGGACCACAAGGAAGAGCUGGCAGAGGAGCUAGCCACCACCAUCCUGCAGAGGAUUAUAAGGAAGCAGAAGGGCAAAGCCGAGGUGCAGAUGGAGGAAGAGGAGCCAGCGUGGCCUCAGCCCCAGAGCGGCAGUGUGGAAGCCCAGGAUGAGGCGUCCAAAGACCCUCUGGGACGCCAAGGCCGAGCACGCGCCCCGCUCUGGCGGUCCCAGUCUGCGUUCUCCUUCGCUACCGAGGAUGCUCUGAAGAGCUGUUCGGCGGAGGCCGCUGCCAGGCUGCCCAGGGGCCGCGGGCAGCACCUGCUGGAGGAGUCUGCUCUACCCAGCUGGAGGAGUGUGGACGGCCUGGACACAACAAGUCUGGUCCCAGUGUUGCGGAGCCCUGAUGGAAACUGGAUGGCCUUGAAGGAUGCUGGCACGCGGCCCCCGACCCGUCUGCUGGCCAAACCGAAGAGCGGGACCUUCCAGGCCCUGGAGGCGGCGGCCAGUGCGACGGCUGCUUACGAGGACAUGGGCUCCGACAGCGAGGAAGACUUUGAUUACGGGGAGGCCUUGAGUAAGCUGUGCCCACCAUCUCGGCCUGAGCAGCCCGAGCCUCAGCCCGCCCAGAGUUCCGGCCAAGGUCCCUCAGCCACGUCCCCCUCAAACCCCGAGGCCAUGUGUUCCGACUCGGAGACGUCCUCCAGCUCGUCCCGGGAGGCUGGCUGCCGGCUGUCCUGGCUGCAGAGGAAGGCCCCCAGGAGCCCCACGGCAGGGAAGACGCCACGCCGGGGGGAGCUGGAUGUGAACUUCAACCCCCAGGCAGCCAGCGGGGAGACCUCCGACAGCAGUGACCCGGAGGGGGCGCCCCCCGCCGCAGACCACCGGGCCAGGAGGUGGAGAAGGGCCAGAGGGGGCCCGGAGGAGCCCGACAGGGGCCCGCCUUCCGUUGGUGACCACUCGCGGGCCCCACACACACCUCAGGUGUUAGGCAGCGUGUCAGAGACUGACAUCAGCAACGAGGCACAGAGUUUUCGGACCAACUCGGCCUCAGUGGAGGAGAGGCUGAGAAGCAGACUGUACGAGUUAGCCAUAAAAAUGAGCGAAGAGAGGGAGACAUCUUCUGGAGAGGAGCAGGAGUCCGAGCCCAGGACAGAGCCUGAGAACCAGAAGGGAAGCCUCUCUUCCGAGGAGAACAGCCAGGGCAUCCAGGAGGAGCUGAAGAAGAAGUGUUCUGCUGUUUCUCUCUGCAACAUCUCCACAGAAGUCCUGAAGGUCAUCAACGCCACGGAGGAGCUGAUUGCAGAGUCUGCGGGGUCCUGGGCGGCCCCCCCAGUGCCCCCCGACAGAGAGAAGGGAACAUUUCCCCUCGGGACGGACCAAGCGAGCCUGGACAAGCAGCUGACCUCGCUGGAAGAAAACGUGUACCUGGCGGCGGGCACGGUGUACGGGCUGGAGGGCCGCCUGGGCGAGCUGGAGGACGCCGCCCGCUGCAUCCACAGCGGCACGCAAGACACGGAGCUGGCGCAGCUGGAGGACCAGGUGGCCGCGGCUGCAGCCCAGGUGCACCACGCCGAGCUCCAGAUUUCUGACAUCGAGAGCCGCAUUUCAGCCCUGACGGUCGCCGGCUUGAACAUCGCCCCGUGCGUGAGCCUCACGCGCAGACGGGACCGGAAGCAGAGGAGCCAGGUGCAAACCAUCGACACGUCGAGGCAGCAGAGGAGGAAGCUGCCGGCCCCUCCUGUGCGAGCUGACACAGCGGAAGCGUCCCCUGUGACCCCUGCGAAGACACUCGGCCGCAGCUUCCUCGUGCAAGGCUCCUGCACAAACAGGGCCCCUGACAGGAAGGGCGGCACGGCGGGCUUGGUGGAGCCCGCCCCUGAGCCAGCGGGGACGCACUGACACGCCCGGAUGUGCACAGCCAGUGAGCCACUGCCCGGCGUCCACGACAGUGCCUUGACCACCCGCCAUGGAGUACUGUGCGAAUCUCCGCCGAGGCCGGAGGCGCGACACGGCUGCACGCGCCCGCACGCCUCAGGCUCGGGGAAGCCGAGACCGAAUCCCGCCGCUGGCUCCGGGAGAGACCCUCGUACCUGUGUGUCCCCUUCACCGGCCAUGUGUGUUUUCUGAUCUUUUUACCCCCAUCAAAAAUGUCGGAGGGGAGAGGAGCUUCGUGUAAGGAGGGUGGGGCCGUCACCGUGCUUUCCACGUCCCAACAGAUGCUGGGGUUGGGGGGCUGGAAACGGUCUCACUGGGAUCCCCACCCCCGGCCUGUCCCCACCCCCACUCCUCCUCCGCUUCGGCCACACUGAGCUCCCAUCCCCCCCAGCCACGCCCAGGUCCCUCAGCCAGGUCUCCUUCUGAAUUAGGGUUCUUGCGCGGUUUACCCAGGGGCCCGAGGAAUGUCACUGUUAGGUAAAGGACACAGACUCCGGAGGGGGCGUGUGGGUAAAUGGAUGGUUGCAAAGCGGAAGGCACAGGAGCGCGUCCCUCCUCCAGCGUGUUCCCGCCGACCUCAGCGAUGGUGGUGCAGGGGAACGUGUGGAGGGAAGGGCGGUGGUGAGCGAGGGAGGGACCGUCCCUGCGUGUUUCAGCGGACAGGCUGGCUGAAUGCGUGAGCAGUGUCGACACACACAGACGGACUCACGCUGCUGUUGCCAUCUCCAGCGCUGGCCUCCUGGAUCUGUGACGCAUCGGUGCGCUGGGGAGGGAGGGACCUGGCGUUGGCUCCCUGCUUUACCCAAUGUCCCCUCGCGUGGGCACUCGGGUUUCCUGUAUGGCCAGACAAGUGAGCUCGCUGAGGCCACGCCCGGGAGCUAGUUCUGUCCCGAAUGCCCCGUCCCCAGAAGCCUGGCCUUGUUUUCACACCCAGACCUGCUCUAAGUGCCCCCCACCCCCGUGUGCCUGCUGCUGAUGGUGACCCCUGUAUCUCCCAUAAUGCUCCCGCUGACGUGUGUGUCACCCCGAGAAAGGACUCCAGGGAAACAGUGAACCUUCGUCAUCUUAUCCAAUGGGUGUGAUUCACACUCACACAAAACUUAAAAACAACAGGAAGAUCUGACUUUCAAACAGGACGUUCCCCUCAGGAGGCCUCGAGACCACCUUUGUGCUAACAGCGUUCAAACACUCAGUUUUCGUUUGAGAGAAGCGUGUACUGUGUAAGCCUUGCAAAAAAAAUUAUAAUGAUGAAGAAAAAGCCUGUUCUAUGGCAUUUGAACUUUUCUAAAGGUUUCCUUGUGCCAAAAAGUACAAAGAUUUAAUUUACUAUUUAACCAUAAACAUGCUAUAGUUCCAGAAAUUAUUUUGUCAUCCAGUGAUUUUGAUCUUUAGUGUCAAUAUUUAUAUUUAGAUUAAUUUUUAUAAAUGAAAUAUUUUGAUGGUUUAAGCAGACGGGGAUAGAGAGGACACUGUCUCUGACGGCUUCUCGGGUUUCUGCCUUCAUGUCUCACACACUCGGCCAAGAACCACUGUCAAGAGAAACGACCAAGCAGUAAAAGUCACUAAGAGAA
Messenger RNA from Meriones unguiculatus (Mongolian gerbil), 4327 nucleotides. RefSeq names its product myosin VIIA and Rab interacting protein (gene Myrip). Gene Ontology annotation, cellular component: cortical actin cytoskeleton. Bases 165 to 2720 code for a protein of 851 amino acids. The transcript is spliced from 17 exons. Gene Ontology annotation, molecular function: actin binding; myosin binding; small GTPase binding. NCBI's taxonomy places the organism in Eukaryota, Metazoa, Chordata, Mammalia, Rodentia, Muridae. The record is from RefSeq and is a predicted model, not a curated record. Gene Ontology annotation, biological process: intracellular protein transport.